CACAUUAAUUAUGCAUUAGUUAUGUUAGGAUGACUGCCCUGGCUCUCUAAUAGUGUAUUUGUACACCCAGCAUACAGAAUGUUUGGAUGAGUAACAGGUUGGACGUAGUGAGAGCAUCUGGUGAAGCACUGCUUUAGUAAAGCUGAAAAGCUGGUAAAAGCUCUCUGCAAUAUUUAUUCUGCUACACCCGGGCUUGUGCAGCUUUGUUUCGAUCUACUCUAUGAUAAUUGUUUGGAUAUAUUGGAGUAUUUCCAUGGAUUCCUGGGAUUUUUGUAUUACAUGUUCAACAAUUGACCUUUUUCUCCACGUUGGAAAACUAAGUGCUCCUAUCAUUCAACCUGAAGUUUUAGAGGUUUGAAUUAAAAGAAUUGAUCGUCUCUGCAUGCAGUACGUACACUUGGCACCCACGCAAGGCUUACUACUGAACCAGUGCUGAGACCUGCUCUUGACACCUGCACAAUACCUGGACUAUCACCGUUGGAUAAGUUGUGGUUUCUGUGGAUACUUGUUGCAGGAAUUCGCUGACUGACACCAGUAAAGCUUUGGUGAUACUUUGCACUAUUUGGACUUUCCUUACUUUCAUCACUGGUCAACUGGACAUUGUGUGGUUUGAGUGCAGGGAACGAUAUCGUCCAGCCUGUUUUGUGUAGCAACACAUUUUGACUGAACUUAUUUUGUGCACACUGAAUGCUGAUUCAAAUCGUGAUUUUUGAGUAGCAACUGAUACAUUUUGGAUCUGUCUUUUCUUUCAUUUACUGGUGGUCAACUGCUCAUUAUGGUACAGCGAACGAUAAUAUUCUGCAAUUUGGUGUAGCAACAAAUUUAGACUGACACCAAGUUGUGCAUACUGAAUGCCAAUAUUGACUAGCAUGUACUGUACGUGAUUUUUUGAGUAGCAACCGAUACAUUUUGGAUCUGUCUUUUCUUUCAUCACUGGUGGUCAACUGGUCAUUGUGGUGCAGGGAACGAUAUCGACCAACAGUUUUGUGUAGUGCUCAACAAAUUUAGACUGACCUUAUUUGUGCGCACUGAAUGCCAAUAUUGACUAGCAAAUCGUGAUUUUGCUCUGCUAUACAAGAAAAAUCGUUCCCCGGAGUGUGUGGCCGAGUCUGUGUACAUAAAACAACCUACUCACCGGGACAUGUACACCAAGGUGUUAAUUUCGAUUCCCUGCAAUUUUCUACAAGUCGAUCGAUCAUCACAAAACUAUUUUGCAGCUUGCCUGACUUCUGAUACUUUGUCACCAUAAUGGUUCAGUAUUGGAAUUGUUUUUAGCAAUCUACAUACAUCUUCCCCAGUGCCUUAUUUCAGCAAAAAUUAGGAGACGAACAUUGAUCUGUUUUAAUAGACCCUUUUGCUAGAGAAAGAAAACGAAUUCUAGAGACGGAAAAAUGUCUUACCAGGAUGGAGUGGCUGAGGAAGUGAUUGAUAUGGAUAGUUUGGCAUCGGCUUCUUCCGGAACAUAUAAGCCAUUGAUUGAAGAGUCACAGGAGAAUUACAGCACCCAGGCCAGGAAAGAAUCCGAGUACAAUGCUCCCGCCUCGGGAAAAAUGUGGUGGUGGCAGCAUCCGGAGAUCAGGCAGAAUUGGAGAGCUGUGCUGGGAUCAGUUGUUAUGCUUGUUGUGGGCAUUUUGUUAAUAGCUGCUGGAAUAGUGUUUGAGGCAACAAAACGUGAACAUAUUGCCAGUGCAAUUUUUAUCAUCAUCGGCUUCCUGUUCUUUGUGCCGGGACUGUACCACACCGGUUACAUCUACUUUGCAGCCAAAGGCAUACGAGGAUUUGAGAUGAACCACUUGUCAAUCUUCAGUAUGUCAAGAUGAGGACAGCGGAGUGACCCCACGGAGAAUGUGCAGUAGACCUUGCUCACAAGUCGGCCAUUUUAAUCCGAGGUCGUUUCUAAAUAAGCAGCUGCAGCUGGAUUAUCAUGUUAAAGACACUGGACACUAUUGGUAGUUGUCAAAGACCAGUCUUCUCACU
Molecule: messenger RNA, 1977 nt
Organism: Asterias rubens (European starfish)
Lineage: Eukaryota; Metazoa; Echinodermata; Asteroidea; Forcipulatida; Asteriidae
Product: transmembrane protein 134-like
Exons: 6
Coding region: 1392-1820 (142 amino acids)
Source: RefSeq, a predicted model, not a curated record